GUUGUGAAAAUGCUGUCGGACUUUGGUGGUCAGCUGGGGCUAUGGUCUGGCGUCUCCUUCAUAACGCUGUGUGAAUUUGUUUGCCUGCUUAUUGAACUACUCUACAUUUUCGUCAAUCAUCAGAUCAGUGAACUACGUCGAAAAAAACUUGCUAAAGAAUACAAUGGGAUUGAGUAG
Molecule: messenger RNA, 177 nt
Organism: Gongylonema pulchrum
Lineage: Eukaryota; Metazoa; Nematoda; Chromadorea; Rhabditida; Gongylonematidae
Source: the annotation of a GenBank genome assembly